Messenger RNA from Jatropha curcas, 1488 nucleotides. It is a transcript of the gene WAV2, whose product is annotated as alpha/beta-Hydrolases superfamily protein. Gene Ontology annotation, biological process: proteolysis. NCBI's taxonomy places the organism in Eukaryota, Viridiplantae, Streptophyta, Magnoliopsida, Malpighiales, Euphorbiaceae. Gene Ontology annotation, molecular function: palmitoyl-(protein) hydrolase activity; serine-type peptidase activity. Gene Ontology annotation, cellular component: membrane. The record is from RefSeq and is a predicted model, not a curated record.
CUAUAUUAAAAAAUUUCCACUUUUCGUUUUCGUAGCUGAGAAAUACAUAGGAAAACCCAAGGCACUAGCUCUGGGGCAUCAGCUGCUAUUGCCAAGCAUCAAAUCAAAAAUCAAAUCAGGAGAAAAAAGAUCAAAACGACGACCCGCAGAAAUGGUGUCGUACGUCAAUGCCUUGCUGUACGGAGUGGGCGGCAUAGUGGUGGCAGGGAUGGCUCUGCUCGUCGCCUUCCAAGAGAAGUUGGUCUACGUGCCCGUCUUGCCAGGUCUCACUAAGUCCUACCCGAUUACUCCGGCCCGACUCCGACUCAUUUACGAGGAUGUCUGGCUCAGAUCCUCCGAUGGAGUCCGCCUCCAUGCUUGGUUCAUUAAGCUCUUUCCUGAAUGCCGAGGUCCAACCAUCUUGUUUUUCCAGGAGAAUGCCGGAAAUAUUGCUCACCGUCUUGAAAUGGUUCGCAUAAUGAUACAGAGGUUGCACUGCAAUGUGUUCAUGCUUUCAUACAGAGGUUAUGGAGCAAGUGAUGGAUACCCUUCUCAACAUGGAAUCGCAAAGGAUGCUCAGGCUGCACUAGAUUAUCUUACUCAGAGGACUGACAUUGACUCGUCUAGAAUAGUCGUAUUUGGGAGGUCACUUGGGGGUGCAGUUGGGGCUCUGCUGACCAAAAACAAUCCUGAUAAGGUGGCUGGGUUGAUACUGGAAAAUACUUUUACAUCUAUUCUGGAUAUGGCUGGAGUUUUACUGCCCUUCUUAAAGUGGUUUAUUGGAAGCAAUCAUUCAAAAGGUCCUAAAAUUCUUAAUUUUCUUGUACGAUCUCCAUGGAGCACUGUUGAUGUUAUAGGCCAGGUUAAGCAGCCAGUCCUUUUUCUUUCUGGAUUGCAAGAUGAAAUGGUACCUCCAUCCCAUAUGCAAAUGUUGUAUGCUAAGGCAGCUGCUCAUAACAAGGAAUGCAUCUUUGUGGAAUUUCCUACUGGCAUGCACAUGGACACCUGGUUGGCUGGUGGUGAUCAGUAUUGGAAAACAAUUCAGGAUUUUCUCAAGAAAUAUGUUCCAGAGAACAAGGAAAAUGAGUCAUUCCAUGAUGACAAAGAUUCUGAGGGGAGGUGACUAAUUGCAUGUAGGAAUUUGAAGAUGUUAUAAAUUGGCUCACCACAGGUCCUUAAAGUGUUUGUGCCUUUUGUUUUUGAAACUGCAGCAACUAAAAGUUCUAUGUGAAGAAUUGCUGAUCGCUGAGACCCUCCAACUCAUUCUGAUUUUCUCUGAAAUAUUUCAUUGGUUUGAGAAGCUUCAGCAGAUGCCAGAAAAGCAAAUGUGAAUGCCUUUGGUAUAGCGUACAACUUUUUGACAUACAUCUUUGUUAGUUAGUCCAUUUUGACCUGUUCUCAUUGUAGGAAUAAAGAACAUUUAAAAAUUUAAAAUAUGUAAUUGAUGUAAUGGACUGUUUGCGUCUUUAUAGUUCAUAGAUAAUUCUUCCGUUGACAGUCUAUGCUUAA